Molecule: messenger RNA, 1074 nt
Organism: Eucalyptus grandis
Lineage: Eukaryota; Viridiplantae; Streptophyta; Magnoliopsida; Myrtales; Myrtaceae
Exons: 4
Coding region: 16-708 (230 amino acids)
Biological process (GO): GPI anchor biosynthetic process
Cellular component (GO): endoplasmic reticulum
Source: RefSeq, a predicted model, not a curated record
CUAUCUGCAACAACAAUGGUGGGCCUUGCCAAGGAUCCCAGCACCAGCUGUGAGCAAUGCCAGAAUGUUCUGAAGGCAACAAUAGAAGUGCCCCAUGUUGGGGAAGUGAACUUCCAGUGCACCCACCUGGAUCAUCUCGACGAGAACUGGCGGAUGAAGCAAGUCGGCGCCAUCAUCCAGUCGAGCGACUCUCCCCACAUCUUGGCUGGUGGCCUCAACUCUCUCGACGAGACCGAUUACUCGCAAGAGCGGUGGACCGACAUCGUCAAGUACUAUGAAGAGAUGGGAAAACCGACCCCAAAGGUUGAAGUCAUGAGGUUUCUGAAGAGCAAGCAGUACACAGAUGCUAAGGACUUUGCCGGAGAAUGCGAGUCCGUGGUCGUCAUUGCCAAAGGACAAAGUGUGCAAGGGACGUGCAAAUACGGAACGAGGGUGGACUACCUACUGGCGUCACCAGAUUGCCCAUACAAGUUCAUUCCAGGGUCGUAUUCGGUCCUGUCAUCGAAAGGGACAUCGGAUCACCACAUCAUAAAGGUCGACGUCACGAAAUGCGAAAACAACCCUCCCCAUGAAAGCAAUGGCAACAACAAUAAAAUUACCAAGAAAAGGCGACGACAACGCAAGCACCAGGCCGUUGUAAAGAUCUCAGGCACAGCUCCUCCUUCAAAGGGUAUAUGGACAACGAACACAUUAAGCAAAGUCGAAUGACAUUACAUUUAUAUCUCCCUUUUCUUUCCACUCUUUUCUCAGCUGCUGCUCCUGUUGCUGCUGUUGAGUGAUCUUGGGCAUGCUGGCUUCGUCAAUCUCUGUGUAAAUCUUCGAUUGUUUUGUGCAUCUUGUCUUCUCUGUUUUUUUUUUCUUCAGUUUAGAGUUGAAGAGGGGAGGGUUCUGGUGUGAUGGCUUCCUCACAUCUGUAUAGAUUUCGACACGACAGAAGUGAAUUCUUACGUUUCAACUAGGCAUUCUAAGCGGUUCUGCCAAGUUCUUUUUCAGUAUUUUAUGCCUUUUCUUUCCGCUUGUAAUCUUAACUGCAAGAUUCAGAUUAGUUUUGUCGAGGGCGACAUCUCAAGUUGA